AUGGAGCGGCAGGUGCUGGCGCUGGCUCUCUGGCUGGCGCUGGCCACGGCGGCCGCGGCGGACUGCGCGGCCCGGUGCUCCGCGUGCGCCCAGGACUCGGCGGAGAGCAUCCGGCCCCUGAUGUGCCUGCUGGAGUGCCGCGGCUCCUGGCCGCCCGGCACCGGCCGGGAGCCGUGCGGGAAGGCGCCGGCGCUCCCGGCCCCGCUGGCGGCGCUGGCCGACGGGACGGAGCCGGCCCCGGCGGAGGCGGCGGGCGAGGACGAGGCGCCGGCGGAGCUCGGCUCGGAGAAGCUGGCGCGGGACGAGCUGCUCUUGCUGCUGCGCGCCGGCGCCGCGAGCACGACACACGGCGGCGGCAAGGCGGGCGAGCGGGCGGCCUCCGCGGAGGUGCGGGACCUCCCCGCGCCGGAGGGUCCCGGCGGCCCGGCCACGUGCCACGGGGGCUUUCUGCACACCUACCCAAAACGGAGCUGGGCGCCGGGGGCCGCGGGCGCCGCGCCGGUGCCGGCGGAGCUGCACAAGCGCUACGGCGGCUUCAUGCGCAGGAUCCGGCCCAAGCUCAAGUGGGACAAUCAGAAGCGCUACGGGGGGGCCCUGCGGCGGCAGUUCAAGGUGGCCACACGGGCCGACGAGGACCCCAGCGCCUACUCGGGGGAGGUCCUGGACCUAUAGAGCCCGGCGCGGGGCUCCCGGCCCCCACGGCAUCGUUCCCCCCGACCCCAUCCCAGCGCUCAGCCCAGCGCCGCGGCCCCGGCU
Rhea pennata is the source of this 756-nucleotide messenger RNA. RefSeq names its product prodynorphin (gene PDYN). Bases 1 to 672 code for a protein of 223 amino acids. The transcript has 2 exons. Gene Ontology annotation, cellular component: axon terminus; dendrite; plasma membrane. Gene Ontology annotation, molecular function: opioid receptor binding. NCBI's taxonomy places the organism in Eukaryota, Metazoa, Chordata, Aves, Rheiformes, Rheidae. Gene Ontology annotation, biological process: neuropeptide signaling pathway; chemical synaptic transmission; sensory perception. The record is from RefSeq and is a predicted model, not a curated record.